AUGUCCCCAAGCCCCGGUGAGAGCCACGCACAACAUAAGCCAGCAAAGCGAAAGCUCUCAACUCUGACGCCAGCCCAGCUCGAGAGAAAGAGGGCCAAUGACCGCGAGACGCAGAGGGCGAUCCGGGCCAGGACCAGGGACUACAUCACAUACCUCGAGCAGGAGGUGGAGAAGCUCAAGAUCCAGGAGGCGUCGAGCAAGACCGACGACGCCGCGGUCCGCCAGCUGGUCCAGAAGAACAAGGCCCUGCAGGAUGAAAUUGCUCGGCUACGGCAGGAACUCUCGGCGAGCGUGACGCCGACUACUCUUGCGUUCCCACCGCGGCCCGUCGAACAUGCCGCAGCCGGCCCUAGCAUGAGCGCUUUUGCCAACAACAGUCCCGACUGGGAGGACAGUCUCAUCACGCGGACUGAGAGUGUCUCUGCCUGGGGGUCCAUGACUUCGCUAUCGUCGCUGGCGCCGCCGCCAGACACAUCGAGCGGCGGCGGCAUUGGGGUCCAGCAGGCCGGGCCGAGCCGUCAGUACGUCGGCCUGCCCACCUGCAGCAACUGCAACCGGUGCGUUUCUGGGAUCCAAGUCGUCCACGCGCCCGUCACCGCGUCACUCACGACGGGGUCGUUCCCGCCGGAGACUGUCAUCUGCGAGGACUGCCUACACGUGCUUCACAACCAGGGAGGGCUAGGGUCGUAUAAUGUCGUUAGGCGGGGUAUCUGA
Molecule: messenger RNA, 714 nt
Organism: Purpureocillium lilacinum
Lineage: Eukaryota; Fungi; Ascomycota; Sordariomycetes; Hypocreales; Ophiocordycipitaceae
Source: RefSeq, a predicted model, not a curated record